Scatophagus argus is the source of this 3735-nucleotide messenger RNA. RefSeq names its product two pore segment channel 1 (gene tpcn1). Gene Ontology annotation, biological process: monoatomic ion transport; transmembrane transport. The record is from RefSeq and is a predicted model, not a curated record. The transcript has 26 exons. Gene Ontology annotation, molecular function: voltage-gated channel activity; monoatomic ion channel activity. Bases 670 to 3171 code for a protein of 833 amino acids. Lineage: Eukaryota; Metazoa; Chordata; Actinopteri; Scatophagidae. Gene Ontology annotation, cellular component: endosome membrane; lysosomal membrane.
UUCUCUGUAUUAUUUGGUUAUCUAAAAUCCUUCUCUGUCCUUUGAAGUAAGUCGCAGUUCCUCUGGAAGCGCACGAUUCAGUCACCCUGUGGUUUAGCUGUCUCGUGUCUGUAUCCUGUCUGUGGCAGGAAGGAGAUGCAAUAGAUAAUGUGACGUCAGUGCAAACAAGGCACUUUCUCACUGACUGGGAGCACUGGGAUCAAAGUUCAAAUCUGCAGCGAAGGCAGGAGGGUCAUUUCAGUGUGCAAGUCACCUUUCACUGUCACCUUUCACUGUCACUGUUUGCUGUAAGAGAAUUUUUUUCUUAAAGAAGCAACUGGUUGUCAGAGACGUACAGAACUUCUUAAGCAUUCUUGGUUGUUUUGAAGGGUUUUCUGUCUCGAGUGUCACUUUGAUCCCCCUGCUUGGCCUGGAUAAUUCUGGAUUUGUGAGAACUCGCAUCCGGACUCCUCUUGUGGCUGUAUUUCUGGAGUUUACAUCUGGCCUGAAUGGAAUGUUUGGCCAUCUGUAUCUCCAGAUGUGUGUGGAUGCUGGACUAAGACCAGCAUACUGUGAAUGACACACACACAUACACACACACACACACCCACCCACACCCCUGUACGGUGGAUUUAAGGGACCUUAAUACAUUUACUCAGCUGAGGCUCACAGACAGAUCCAGACUGAUCAAUGGAGUGCUUAUGUGGGCAGGCAGCUGGUUUCCACGAAGAUCAGACCUGUAACGAGAGUCCAGUAGUGAUCUCCUCCUAUGCCUCACAGUUAGAACUAGGCUGCAUGGAUGGAGGAGGAGGAGGCAAUUAUGACAUAGUGAACAAUGCUGUGAUCUCAACACCCGGGCCGCAAAACCACAGAGCCCAAAAUGUGUCCUUACGGCAAAGCUGGGAAAUGAACUACCAAGAGGCAGCCAUCUACCUGCAGGAGGGAGAGAACAAUGAUAAGUUCUUCACCCACCCUCGAAACCCAAAGGCACUGGCGGCUUACCUGUUUGCCCACAACCACCUGUUCUACAUGAUGGAGCUGCUGACAGGCCUGCUGCUGAUGAUGCUGUCGCUGUGUGAAGCUCCCGCCGUGCCCUCACUGCGUCUGGAUGUCUACGUCCACGCCACUUUGGAGCUGCUGGCUUUGGUUAUGGUGGCGUUUGAGCUAUGCAUGAAACUUCGCUGGUUAGGCUUCCACACCUUCAUACGACACAAGAGGACAAUGGUGAAGACGUGCGUGUUGCUGCUACAGUUUGUGGAGGCCAUAGUGGUUCUUAUCAGACAAACGUCUCACGUGCGAGUGACCAGAGCUCUCAGACCAAUUUUCUUGGUAGACUGUAGAUACUGUGGUGCUGUGCGCAGAAACUUGCGUCAGAUCUUCCAGUCCCUCCCACCUUUUAUUGACAUCCUCCUGCUGCUGCUCUUCUUCAUGGUUAUAUUUGCGAUCUUGGGUUUCUGCCUCUUCUCUCCAAACACCUCUGACCCGUACUUCAGCACUCUGGAGAACAGCCUCGUCAGUCUGUUUGUGCUGCUGACCACAGCAAAUUUCCCUGAUGUGAUGAUGCCAGCGUACUCCAAGAACCGCUGGUCCUGUGUUUUCUUCAUUGUUUACCUCUCCAUAGAGCUGUACUUCAUCAUGAACUUGCUCUUGGCAGUAGUGUUUGAUACGUUUAACGAUGUGGAGAAGAUGAAGUUUAAAUCUCUUUUGCUCCACAAACGCUCAGCUAUUGACCACGCCUUUCAGCUGUUAGUUAGCCGACAGAGGCCGAUGGGCGUGUCGCUGAAACAGUUUGAUGGUCUGAUGCGAUUUUACAGACCUCGGAUGUCUGCAAGGGACCGCUUUCUCACAUAUAAAUUGCUAAACACCUCAGGGGCUCCUAUGCUCAGUUUACAGGACUUUUAUAAGUUCUAUGAGGUCACUGGUCUUAAAUGGAAGGCACGACGCAGUGGAGAACACUGGUUUGAUGACCUUCCGCACACGACCUUCCUCAUUUUCAAAGGCAUCAACUUGCUUGUGAAGUCCAAGGCCUUCCAAUAUGCCAUGUAUGCUGUGGUGGCCAUCAAUGGUGUGUGGAUCCUCGUGGAGACGUACACGCUGAAUAGUGGGUUUUCCUGGUCCAGAUUUGUCCCCUGGAGUUACAUUGUUUUCCUUACCAUUUAUGGUGUAGAGGUGUUAUUGAAAAUCACAGGUUUGGGACCGAUGGCUUAUUUCAGCUCUGGGUGGAAUCUGUUUGACUUCUCAGUGACAGUGUUUGCCUUCCUGGGCCUGAUUGCUCUUGCCUUCAAUAUGGAGCCAUUUUAUUUUAUUGUGGUUCUCCGACCACUUCAGCUGCUCCGGUUGUUUAAGAUAAAGCAGAGGUAUCGUAAUGUGUUGGACACCAUGUUUGAGCUCUUCCCCAGGAUGGCAAGUCUGGGAUUGACCUUAAUUAUCUUCUACUACUCCUUUGCCAUUGUGGGGAUGGAGUUCUUUGCAGACGUGGUUUACCCCAACUGCUGCAACACCAGCACAGUGGCAGAUUCCUACAAACAGAUCAACACCACCUUUGGCAACAAAACAGUGUUGGAAGAAGGCUAUUAUUAUCUGAAUAACUUCAACAACAUUCUCAGCAGCUUUGUGACUCUGUUUGAACUGACUGUGGUCAAUAACUGGUACAUCACCAUGGAAGGAGUCACUUCUAUGACGAGCCACUGGAGCCGGCUCUACUUCAUGACCUUUUACAUAGUUACCAUGGUGGUGAUGACCAUCAUUGUGGCGUUCAUUCUGGAUGCGUUUGUGUUCCGCAUGAACUACAGCCGCAAGAACCGGGAACCACUGGACAACCUAGAGGAUGAGAACGGGAUAGUGUUUGAAGUAGAAGUGAGUCGUGAUGAAGCUCUAGCCACUCUGGAGUUGUACAAACAGACCUGCCCAGGGCUGUCCUCCCUCAGCUCUCUACUGGGAGUCCUGCAAGCCAUGGACAGGGGUGGGCACUUGUCACUGGUGUACCAAGGUCGUAGGUCCAGAACAAAGAGCGACCUCAGCAUAAAAAUGUAUGAGGAGGAGAUUCAGGAGUGGUAUGCAGAAUACUCAAGGGAAAACCUUCCUCAGCCAGACCAAAGCCCGGAGCGGGAUGUGGACAGUCCUGUCUCUGACCAGUCUUCCUUCCCAGAGCCUCCGCUCAACUCACAGACAGGACCUCACAGCAUCAACUAACGCACAGUUUGCUAGUAGUACAUGUGCACCACUAAGCUUUUUUUUUUUUUUUUUUUUUAAAUUCUAAGAAGCCCCAUCAGUCCAAGUCUUGUCACAGUCUUUGCCACAGUGUGAAACUAGUCCAGGAUCUUGUGGACUAAUACGAGCAUGAGAGGAGUUAAUGACGCUUGGAGCUACAGACCAGUGAAGUGGGAUUGCUGCCCUCUUUUGGCCUUUUCAAAGACUGCAGCAAAUAUUACCAGAGAGUCGGUACUACUACAGUAUGUUGUGUACUAUGUGUAUACUGCUGUAAGCCUUUUGUAAGCUCCCAUGUAGUACUUAAACCUGAUGCCUUAGUUCUAUGGCACAUCUGAUCAGUAUUAACACAGUCACUACUUCUACUAAGCGCUCUGAAGAGCGAAAGUAUGAAGAAUUACACUCCUCUUAGCUAAACCCAACAACACAAUUACAGUGUAUCUCCUAACUAAUGUCUCAACAGACUAAAUAUUUUACUUUUAUAUAACUUCUUAAUCUGUAAUGUAUUAAAGUUAGUUAAUAAGGGUUUUUAUUAAACUGUUCAACUUG